This is a messenger RNA of Columba livia (rock pigeon), 2134 nucleotides long. It is a transcript of the gene PIGS, whose product is annotated as phosphatidylinositol glycan anchor biosynthesis class S. The record is from RefSeq and is a predicted model, not a curated record. Gene Ontology annotation, cellular component: GPI-anchor transamidase complex. NCBI's taxonomy places the organism in Eukaryota, Metazoa, Chordata, Aves, Columbiformes, Columbidae. The coding region runs from base 119 to 1786 and encodes 555 amino acids. The transcript is spliced from 12 exons. Gene Ontology annotation, biological process: attachment of GPI anchor to protein.
UGUCUGAACCGCCGCGCUCCGCCCUCCACUUCUAUUGGCUGUCGUGAGGACUGGGCUCUCUGAAUGGCUGGGCUGAGCGCAGGUCCCGCCCCCGCCGCGGCUAGUUCGGGAAGUGAAGAUGGCGGCGGCGGCGGCGGCGGUGACAGCGGCGGAUGAAGCAGAGCGGGCGCGGGGCCGGCGGGCCGCCCUGUCCUUCGCGGCCAUCGCCGUGGUGCUGGGGCUGCCGCUGUGGUGGAGAACGACCGAGACGUACCGCGCCGCGCUGCCCUACGCGGACAUCGCGGGGCUGGGCCGGCUGCCGGUGCAGCUGGCGGUGCCCGUCGCCGUGGUGUUCGCCCCGGGGUCGGUGCCCGGGGACCUGCCGAGGCCGCUGCCGUUCAGGGAUGUGGAGGAGAUGGAGAUCUCUGUGAACGUGAGAACCAGUGUCACGUCCCGAUACGAGAUGGUCUAUCGCGGCACCACGGCUCAGGAGGAGGCAGCGCUGGAUGCGGCUACUGCACGAGAGGCUGAUGCUGCUCUACACCUGCUGCAGGACGCUUCUUUGGGCUCUGUGACCGUGUAUGUGGUCCCAGAAACCUCUUCUCUCCUGCCUCAGGGCGUCAGUGUCUAUGUGGGGAAGCACCGCAGUGCCCUGGUGAAGGCGGGCGGCGGCCUGGCUGCCCUCCGCACGCACCUCCGGCAGCUCACGCAGGUGAUGUCCUUCACGGCCAGCUCCAUUGCCGCUGUCCUCUCAGACCGUGUGCCCGAUGGCCAGCUCGGCCCUGACACCCGGCGGCACUUGAAAUCCAGCCUGGGGUACGAGAUCACCUUCAGCCUGCUGAACCCCGACCCCAGGUCCCAUGCCGUGCACUGGGACAUCGAGGAUGCCGUGAACCGCUACGUGCAGCCCGUCCUGGACAAGCUGAGCUUGGUGGCCAACUUCUCUGUUGACUCACAGAUCCUGUACUACGCCGUCCUAGGAGUGACACCACGCUUUGACAAGGAGUCCUUCAGCUUCCUCCUGAGCGCCCACAGCCUCCCACAUGUCAUCAACCCAGUGGAAGCCCGACUGGGUUCUAGUGCUGCCUCGCUCUACCCUGUGCUGAACUUCCUGCUGUAUGUGCCAGAGCGUUCCCACUCUCCCCUGUACAUCCAGGACAAGGACGGAGCCCCAGUGAGCACCAACGCCUUCCACAGCCCCCGCUGGGGUGGCAUCAUGGUUUACAAUGUUGAAGCUCCUGCUUCUCCCCAUGCCUCCCUCCCGCUGCACGUGGACGUGGACAUGGUGCGAGUGAUGGAGGUUUUCCUGGCCCAGCUGCGGUUACUGUUUGGGUUAUCUCGUGAGGAGCUGCCCCCCGAGUUCCUGCUGGAGAGCCCAGGGAACGAGGGCCUGGCCGACUGGGAGCUGGACCGCCUGCUCUGGGCCCACACCCUGGAGAACAUCGCCACCGUGUCCACCACCCUCACCUCGCUGGCCCAGCUUCUGGACAAGAUCGGGAACAUUGUCAUCAAAGAUGAUGUUGCCUCUGAGGUGUACCAAGCGGUGGCUUCAGCCCAGAAUGCUGUGGCCGAGUUGGCCAUGGGCCACCUGCACUCAGCUUUCCAGGCCAGCAAGAAGGCGGUCACCUCCUCAGAGCGUGCGUUCUUUGACCCGUCGCUCCUCCAUCUCCUCUACUUCCCUGAUGACCAGAAAUUUGCUAUCUACAUCCCGCUCUUCCUGCCCAUGGCUGUCCCCAUUCUCCUGUCCUUGGCCAAGAUCGUCCGGGAGACCAGGCAGCGUAAGAAGGAGCCCACCAAGAUGGACUGAGGCCACCACGAUGGGACUGAGCCCAGUGUGCUGGUGCUGUCUUAGGGCUGGGACUGUUCCCAACUCAUGGAGUGUGUUGUCAUAGACCUGUGGCCCCAGAAGGUGUCUCAGAAUGGUGGCAGGGCCAGGCCUGGCACCUCACCUUGGGUCAGCCAUGGCCAAAAUGCAGGAGGGAGAAGAGAGGUUGCUUGGUGGGGUGGGGGAGACGCUCUUGAUCUGGGUCCUGAGUCUUCCACCCAGAACUGCUGAGAUCCAAGAGGAGUUUGGGGGUCUCCUUGCGUGUCCCCCUGGCCCUGCACUGUGUUCAGAACAAGCUGCUGUAUAAAUAAAUAAAAAUAAAUAAAAAUA